Messenger RNA from Lactuca virosa, 1296 nucleotides. NCBI's taxonomy places the organism in Eukaryota, Viridiplantae, Streptophyta, Magnoliopsida, Asterales, Asteraceae. The record is from the annotation of a GenBank genome assembly.
AUGGCAUUAGCGGCGACAACCGCUAUUACAGGUGACAACAUUAUUGUUGCCGGAAACAGUGAUGUCGCCGAUAUUACCGUCGCUGUAAUGCUAAAUGACUCAAUCCGUGUAAAUUGCAUCUCAAAUGGUUGGUGGAAAGAACUUAUUCGGGAUUUUCAUGCUUCAAUUAAUGGUCCUAGCACUGUUUCUGUAGAUGCAGAAGGCCAAGGGUUGAAAGUAGGGUUCUAUAAGAAAUCAUGCCCACAGGCCGAGGUGAUAGUAUCUAAGGUUAUCAGCAAUGUUAUGGCUGUAGCACCAUCUCUAUCUGGCCCUCUUUUGAGAAUGCACUUCCACGAUUGCUUCAUUAGGGGUUGUGAUGGAUCUGUCCUACUGGAUUCUCCAACGAAUCAAUCCGAGAAAUUUUCACCACCAAAUCUAAGCCUAAGAGGGUUCAACAUCAUCGAUAGGGUGAAGCUGGCGUUAGAAAAGGCCUACCCAGAUGUGGUUUCAUGUGCUGACAUUGUAGCCUUAGUUGCCAGAGACGUUACAGUGGCGACUAAGGGACCAUAUUGGGAGGUUGAAACAGGCCGAAGAGAUGGAAAUGUGUCCUUAUUCUUUGAUCCCAUAACCCCAGUGACAGGCUUGCCAUCAUUUACCUCAAACAUUAGUGUUUUGAAACAAUCGUGGGCAUUACGGGGCCUAAGCACAAAAGACCUCGUUGUUCUCUCAGGAGGGCACACCAUAGGGAUAUCUCAUUGUUCGUCAUUUGAUAGCCGGCUCUACAACUUCACCGGUAAAAGGGAUACAGACCCUACAAUGGACCCUAACCAUGCUCCUUCUUGCUUUUCUUGCUUGCUUUCUUUCUUGCUCUCUUGGUCUUCUCUUGCUGAGAACCCUUCUGCUUACUUCAUCUUGUUGCUUGCUUUCUUCCUCAACAGCCAUUUUUUGCUAUCUCUUGGAUCGAACAACCACAACCGGACUUUCAUCUGUCAACACCAUUAUGAGCCAUUAACACCACAUCAGAAACCGGAAUACACCACAGCCGAGAACCCCCCUCGUUUGAUCCUUUUUCUGUGUUUCUUUCUUUCUGCAGAAAGCAACAGCCAACAGGUUGCAUGUCACAAUCUUCUUUCUUUCUUCUUUCUUCUUUCUUCUUUCUUUCUUUCUAUCUUCUUUCUUUCUUUCUUUCUUCUUUCUGGCGGUCUUGACUGUAGCAGCAAUAUAUUGGUUCAGCCCCUGCAACCAUCAUCUUCUUUCAUUCUGAGCCCUGCAGCCAAGGGAUGCACCUCCUCUCUCGCCACCGACUCUCAAACCUGA